Messenger RNA from Mercenaria mercenaria, 531 nucleotides. RefSeq lists its product as uncharacterized. Lineage: Eukaryota; Metazoa; Mollusca; Bivalvia; Venerida; Veneridae. The record is from RefSeq and is a predicted model, not a curated record. The coding region runs from base 1 to 531 and encodes 176 amino acids. The transcript has a single exon.
AUGUUCAGCGAUGGUUCGGAGUUAGGCUACGGCGCAUGCGCAUACCUACGUAUGGUGGAUGAAGAUGACAGAGUGAUGUGCUCCUUAGUCCUCGGUAAAUCUCGCCUUGCACCAAUGAAACAGAUUUCUAUACCUAGCCUAGAACUGUCUGGAGCUGUAGUCGCAUGCCGCAUGUAUGCAAUGGUAUCAGAAGACCUCGACAUGAAAAUCGACCAAGCCGUGUUCUUGACUGAUUCUACAAUACUGCUGGGAUAUAUCAAUAACGCAUCACGACGUUUCAAAACGUUUGUAGGUAACAGACUCAGUGUCAUUCAUGAAACUACGUCGCCUGACCAAUGGCGCCAUGUUGAUUCCGGUUCGAAUCCUGCCGACAUUGCGUCUAGAGGUAUCGACCCAAGUUAUACACAAAGACUACAAACAUGGCUUAAGGGUCCUAAAUUCCUUCUUCAAGAUCCAACUGCUUUGCCUGCCCAUAGCCAUGUGCCGGAAGAAGCAGAUGAUGACACGGAAGUAAAGAAGGAAGCUGUGUAA